This is a messenger RNA of Spea bombifrons (plains spadefoot toad), 4033 nucleotides long. RefSeq names its product hyaluronan mediated motility receptor (gene HMMR). Gene Ontology annotation, molecular function: hyaluronic acid binding. The transcript is spliced from 22 exons. Gene Ontology annotation, cellular component: membrane. Bases 117 to 3767 code for a protein of 1216 amino acids. The record is from RefSeq and is a predicted model, not a curated record. NCBI's taxonomy places the organism in Eukaryota, Metazoa, Chordata, Amphibia, Anura, Pelobatidae.
GGGGCAGUUUUUAAAGCGGCGAGCAAUCUGUCUGGAUUUUUCAUCCACCGCCUAUGUUUUUCGUUGUUUAUGGUUUAGUAGCGAACUAACGUGACUGGAAAUCUACGGCUUUAGAAAUGUCUUUUCCCAAAGCGCCUAUAAAACGGUUUAACGACCAUGUUGGUUGUGCACCUCCACCUGGAGCAUACGAUGUUAAGAUAUCUGAUGGUCUUAAAGGGCCGGUGUCUUUUGAGAAGUCACAACGGUUUAGAGCGAAAAAAGAUUCCAGCAGUGAAGCUCAGUACAUGGAUAAAGAAGAUGAAUUUACUUCUCCAGUACGUCUGAGAAAACACUCAUCCCACGGUUCAACUCCAAACUUAAGGCAGAAGCCUGAAAAGGAUACAGAGUUUCUGAGAGAGAUGAAAAAACAGAAGCUAUUGGAAAAAGAGAUUCGCUCACUGUUGAAGGAGCGUGCUGAACAGGACAAGAAACUGCAGGCGUUGGAGGAGGAAUUCAAAAAGAUGGAGGUCAAACUGAUCACAGCUAUGAGAGAGAAGUCUUCCCUUUCGGCAAACGUUGCCUCCCUGGAGCGUCAAAUUGCUGACCUAAACAAAAUUAAUGAGCUUCUGAAAACCAAAUUUUCAGAUGACAGCGCAAAGAAGAGACUGAACAGUUUGUCUGCGGAGCUGAUAGAAGCAAAAAAUAAAAUGGACACAAAAGACAAGGAGUUAAAUUGUCUCCAGAAAAAGUUUGAAGGACAGAUUAAACUACUCCAAAGUGAUCUUGAGUCUUCUAGUGCAACUUUAGACUCUCUUAAGAAGCAAAACACCUUUCUCGAAAAGAGCCAUUUUGAAGCAAAUAUGCAGCGGGAAGUCUUGGAAAAGGAGCUGAACCACGCUAAGGGCUUACUAGAAGAAUUACAAAGAGAUCAUCAAAAUCUUCAAGAACGUCUGUCAAACACACAGGAGCAGAUGAAGGAACUGCGCAUGGAAGUGACCUUGAAGGAAAAGGAAAAUGAAAGCAAGCUGCAGUCUGUAACCGAUCGUUUGCAUGAACAAAGCAAGAUGCUUGCAAAACAAGAAGAACUAGAAAACAGUCUUCAUGAAGCACGGAUGAGCUUGGAACAAACACUGCAACAAGUAACCAAGCUUGAGGAACAACUUCUUGCAGCUGAUCAAGAAAAAUGCAGCUUGGUGGGAGAAAAAGUUGAAACUGAACGGAAGCUGGCUGCUGCUUUGGAAGAGAUGAGUGAAGUUGUAGCACGAGCUGAAAAGCAUAAAUUGGAUGUAGACCAGAUGGCAGAGCUACUGAAGCAGAAGGAACUUGAAAAAAUAAACCAAAGAGAUCUUUUCAGCCAAAGGGAGCAGGAACUCUUAACAAAAAUACAAGAGCUUGAAGAGCAGUAUGUUCAACAAAUUCAGGAUAAAGAGAAACACCUUUUUGAAAGUCAGGCAAGAGGUGAAUGCUUAAAUGCAGAGAUAGAAAUGCUUAAACAGCGACUAAGCCAAGGUGAAGAAAGACACCAGGCAUUACAGAUGAAAGAGGGGGAACUGUGUGUAAAGUUAAAGAAAGAAGAGGAAUUGUCACAUUCUCUACGUUUGGAAAUGCAGGACAUUCAGCAAGAGAUGAUGAAAGAGCGCCACCUGCUGGAAGAGGAAUUGGAAGGCGUGCUUGAUGAACUUGACAGGUUGCAGCUUGCUGAAGAGCAGGCAGAUAAAUUAAUUUCUCAUCUGGAACAGGAUAACAAGCAGAGAGUAGAGGAGAUGGCUCAUCUUGAAAAAACCCUGAAAGAGAAAACUGCAGAGCUUGAAAACCUUAAAGAAAAGCACAGAAAAAAAUGUUUACGUUUGGAAGAAGCACACAGCAAUACACUGCUUAAACUUACAGAACUUGAAAGUUUCAGGAAUUCAGCCACAACAGAAAUAGAAUCUCUGAAGUCUACAAAUUUGUCUCUUCUGGUGGAAUUUAACGAGGCACAGAAAAAUAAUGAAGCACAGCAGCAACUUCUUCAAAAGGCAACACAGGCAAAAGAAGACAUGGAACAAAAACUUUUACAUACUAGUGAAGCAGCAGCCAAAACCAAGGAUUGCUUCCAGGAGCAAAUUAACGAGCUUCAAGUAGCUUCCGAGAAAAUGAAAGAAAGCUUUGAGCUGCAACUUCAGGCACAGCUAGAAGAUGCUGCAAAAACCAAGAAAUGUUUGCAGCAGCAAAUUAACGACCUACAAGUAGCUUUAGAGGAAAAGGAAAGCUUGGAAGUGCAACUCCAGGAGCAGCAAGAGAUUGCAGCCAAAGCAAAGGAAAGUUUGGAGCAGCAAAUUAAUGAGCUACAAAUAGCCUCAGAGAAAACAAAGGAAAGCUUGGAGUUGGAGCAGCAAGAAGCUGUUGCCAAAACAAAGAAAUACUUGGAGGAGCAAAUUAAUGAAGUAAAAAUAGCCUUAGAGAAAAAGCAAAGCUUGGAAAUGCAACUCCAAGAGCAGCAAGAUAUUGCAGCUAAAACAAAGGAAAGUUUGGAGCAGCAAAUUAGUGAGCUACAAAUUGCCUUAAAGACCAGAGAAAGCUUGGAAGUGCAAUUCCAGGAGCAGCAAGAGAUUGCUGCCAAAGCAAAGGAAGAUUUGGAGCAGCAAAUUAAUGCACUACAAAUAGCCUCAAAGGAAACAAAGGAAAGCUUGCAGUUGCAACUCUUGGAGCAGCAAGAAGUUGCUGCCAAAACAAAGACUUACUUGGAGGAGCAAAUUAACGAGCUACAGAUAGCCUUAGAGAAGAAGGAAACCAUGGAAAUUGAGCUCCAGGAGCAGCAAGAAAUUGCAGCAAAAGCAAAGGAAAGUUUGCAGCAGCAAAUUAAUGAGCUACAAAUUGCCUUAGAGAACAGGGAAAGCUUGGAAGUGCAACUCCAGGAGCAGCAAGAGAUUGCAGCCAAAGUAAAGGAAAGUCUGGAGCAGCAGAUUAAUGAGCUACAUGUAGCCUCAGAGAAAACCAAGAAGAACUUGGAACUGCAACUACAGGAGCAACAGAAAGUUGCAGCUGAAACAAAGGAUAACUUGAAGCUGCAACUUUGCGAGCUCCAAAAAGUAACUGCUAAAACCGAAGCAGACUUAAAUAACCAACAACAAGAAUAUGCAAAGAUCAAGUUGCAGCUUACAGAACAAAGUGAAAAGGCAGCAAAGGCUAACACUGAAUAUUUGAGGCUGUUGGAAGAUGCUCAGAUAAAUCUGAAAACGAAGGAGGCAGAGGUAAAAGACUUGGAAGACAGAUUUCUUAAAAGAGAGUCAGAGUUGCAAGCUCAACUGAAGCAACUGCAAGACGUGUUGCAGAUUCAGAAAGAAGAUCUUGCAACAUUAAGACAAGAAUCUGAAAAGAAAAAUGAGGUGGAGGAGAAUAAAUGGCGUACGCUGUAUGAGGAAUUGCACAACAAAGUGAGACCUUUCCAGCAACAAUUGGAUGCAUAUGAAGCUGAGAAGAAUGCCUUGCUUAAUGAGCACGGAGCCGCUCAGGAUGAACUAAACAAACUUAGUGACGCUUAUGCCAAGCUGCUUGGUCAUCAGAAUCAGAAACAAAAGAUCAAGCAUGUUAUGAAGCUGAAAACUGAGAAUUGUGAGCUCAAGCAGGAGGUGUCUAAACUUCGUGCUCUGCUCGCAAAAGAAAAGCACGCUGAAAAACAAUUACAGGAGCAGUUGAACAGCGUUCAGGGUAUGAAGAGGUUUGAUCCAUCCAAAGCUUUCCAGCAUGAUGUCAAGGAAAACAUAUUUCCUAAAGUUCCGUUACGAGAAGGAAACCGGAAAAAGAGCUGAUGCUUUUUUCAUCAAUAUGUCUACUUAGGUUAAUGGACUGCUAUUUUUAAUUACAUAUUUAUUUUAGAUUGUAUAAAAUGCUGCUUCCAAGAGUAGUUUAGAUUUUUUUUGUGUUGUCCUUUGCAAUAUUAUAAUUUGUCUUCUGAAUAAAUAAUGUCUCUUAUUUCUGUUCAGAUGUUGAUAACCUUUAUAUAUUGGGUACCGUGUAUUUUGAGAAUCUGUUUUAAAAAAGCUUGAAUUUUAAUAAAAGAAAACUCAAAGAACAA